AUGGUUGUUGAUGAGAAGAAGCGUUAUAAGUUGGAGACGGUUGUUGAUGGAAAGAAGCAUUAUAAGUUGGAGACAGUUGUUGAAGCGAUAUUAGUUGAAGAUGUAGGGAUAGCAGAAGGAACAGGUGAAUUGUCUCUUG
Molecule: messenger RNA, 139 nt
Organism: Racocetra fulgida
Lineage: Eukaryota; Fungi; Glomeromycota; Glomeromycetes; Diversisporales; Gigasporaceae
Source: the annotation of a GenBank genome assembly